AUGGCGGAGUGCUCGUUCGCGCGCUGUCAGCAGGAACGACGAGCGAUACGAAAGGAACUGCAGCGCUGGACGAAAAACAUGGUCUACAUACUCGGCCGUCCCAAUAUCGGCCGAGUGGAGCGAGGUGGGUUUCGGCCAGUGGAGGACUGCAUCGGGCGACGCAGCGCGCAGGCGUCUCGGCUAUCCUCAGCCAAACAACCUGUUGCAACUAGGCCGGCGUGCACUAAUGCAACUUCUCCGCUCCUCAAUUACUAA
This is a messenger RNA of Leptosia nina, 255 nucleotides long. Lineage: Eukaryota; Metazoa; Arthropoda; Insecta; Lepidoptera; Pieridae. The record is from the annotation of a GenBank genome assembly.